AUGAGAAACAUCAAGCAACACCAGCGGAGCAACACCAGCAAAGCAACACCAAAGCAACAAAAGCGGAGCAACACCAGCGGAGCAACACCAGCGAAGCAACACCAGCGGAGCAACACCAGCAAAGCAACACCAAAGCAACAAAAGCGGAGCAACACCAGCGGAGUAACAUCAGCGGAGCAACAGCAAAGCAACACCAGCGGAGCAACACCAGCGGAGCAACAUCAGCCAAGCAACACCAACGCAACAAAAGCGGAGCAACAUCAGCGAAGCAACAUCAGCGGAGCAACACCAAAGCAAACACCAGCGCAAAAAAGCAACACUAGCGGAGCAACAUCAGCGAAGCAACACCAGCGAAGCAACACCAGCGGAGCGACAUCAUCGAAGCAACACCAGCGGAGCGACAUCAUCGAAGCAACACCAGCGGAGCGACAUCAUCGAAGCAACACCAGCGGAGCAACACCAGCGGAGCGACAUCAUCGAAGCAACACCAGCGGAGCGACAUCAUCGAAGCAAGACCAGCGAAGCAACACCAAAGCAACACCAGCGGAGCAACACCAGCGAGCAAACACCAGCGGAGCAACAUCAGCGGAGCAACACCAGCGAGCAACACAGCGAAGCAACACCAGCAGCAACACCAGCGGAGCAACAUCAGCGGAGCAACACCAGCGAAGCGGAGCAACACCAGCGAAGCAACAGAGCAACACCCAGCGAAGCAAACACCAGCGGAGCAACACCAGCAGCAAACACCAGCAAGCAACACCAGCGAAGCAACACCAGCAGCAACCAGCGAAGCAACACCAGCGCAACACCAGCGGCGGCCCGGACUACAGGUGUCCAGUCGAAGCCGUCGGGUUAGGCGGCGGAGUUUGA
This is a messenger RNA of Penaeus vannamei (Pacific white shrimp), 870 nucleotides long. RefSeq names its product semenogelin-1-like. The record is from RefSeq and is a predicted model, not a curated record. NCBI's taxonomy places the organism in Eukaryota, Metazoa, Arthropoda, Malacostraca, Decapoda, Penaeidae.